AUGACUGCUUUAAAUGUUUUUGCUGUUGGUGCUGGGUCAGCUCGUUCAAAAUUUGAAAAGCUUCUUCACAGUUCUCUCAAAAAGGCCUUUGAGGUCUACAAAAGGAAUGCUUUUCUGGAGGCUGACUUGCAAUGUUCUAAUAAAGUUCAGAACAUGGAAUCAAAGGUGCGAGCAGCAUGUAACAGUUCGAAUGCAAAAUUAGAUGACAUAGUCAGGCUCCUUGAUGACCUACUCACAGAGUAUGAGUCAACGGCCUAUGGUCCUGGAAAAUGGAAAAGGCUAGCCACAUUCUUACAGCAGUGUUUGGCUGGCCCUGUUUUGGACCUUUUCAGAAGACAGUUAGAGCAUAUAGAUGCUGAAAGGAACGCCCUGAGAUUGAAAUGCAAUUCAAGAGAUGUGGAACUAUCUGAGAAGAUAUUCUAG
Messenger RNA from Zea mays, 423 nucleotides. RefSeq lists its product as uncharacterized. Gene Ontology annotation, molecular function: GTP binding; GTPase activity. The coding region runs from base 1 to 423 and encodes 140 amino acids. NCBI's taxonomy places the organism in Eukaryota, Viridiplantae, Streptophyta, Magnoliopsida, Poales, Poaceae. The transcript is spliced from 6 exons. The record is from RefSeq and is a predicted model, not a curated record.